AGGAGAAAAGACUGGGAUAUGCUAGCUUGCUAGCUCCAGCAAGCGGCGGUAUGCGCGGUCUUUAAAAUAGACAGACAUAGAGGCUUUAGGGGAGAGGAAGAAGUGCCUGGGAUGAAGAAGAGACGCAUCUACCAGGCAGGUGUGAAAUCCCAAGCAACACUGAUUUCUCUUUUGGACCCUACAUCAGACAGAACACAUCAACCGCCUAGUGGACUCACCGUUACCUUCCUGUGCCAUUGCCAUCGGAGAGAUCUCGGCCAUCAAUCACUAGCACAUGAUUGGCAAAUGGAGAAUGGGGCUUUGGGCUUUGGCAAUUCUGACAGUUCCCAUGUAUUUCAUAGUGACAGAGGGCAGCAAACCAUCCUGGGGUCAAGAAAACGAGGCUUUAAUUGUCAGAUGCCCCCAAGGAGGAGGUGCGACUAACCCUGUGGAAUGGUAUUAUUCAAAUACAAAUGAAAGAAUUCCUACUCAAAAGAGAAAUCGGAUCUUCGUCUCAAGAGAUCGUCUCAAGUUUCUACCAGCCAGAGUGGAAGACUCUGGGAUUUAUACGUGUGUUAUCAGAAGCCCUGAAUCGAUUAAGACCAGAUCUUUGAAUGUCACCAUAUAUACAAGACCACCAAGCUGCAAAAUCCCUGAUUACAUGAUGUACUCGACAGUACAUGGAUCAGAUAAAAAUCCCAAGAUAACAUGUCCGACAAUUACCUUGUAUAAUUGGACAGCGCCUGUUCAGUGGUUUAAGAACUGCAAAGCUCUCCAAGGGCCAAGGUUCAGGGCACACAUGUCCUACUUGUUCAUUGACAAAGUGAGUCAUGUUGAUGAAGGUGACUACACAUGUCGAUUCACUCACACGGAGAACGGAACCAAUUACAUUGUGACUGCCACCAGAUCAUUCACAGUUGAAGAAAAAGGCUUCUCUACAUUUCCAGUAAUUACAAACCCUCCAUACAACUACACAGCGGAAGUGGAACUAGGAAAAACAGCAAACAUUGCCUGCUCGGCUUGCUUUGGCACAGCCUCUCAGUCCAUUGCUGUCCUGUGGCAGAUUAACAAAACGGGAAUUGGAUCUUUUGGUGAAGCAAGAAUUCAAGAAGAGAAAGGCCGAAAUAAAAGUUCCAGCAAUGGCAUGAUUUGCUUAACCUCACUGUUAAGGAUAACUGGUGUGACAGACAAGGACUUCUCCCUGAAAUAUGACUGUGUGGCCAUGAACCAUCACGGAGUGAUAAGGCACCCCGUAAGACUGAGAAGGAAACAACCAAUUGACCACCAAAGCACCUACUACAUAGUUGCUGGAUGUAGUUUAUUGCUAAUGUUUAUCAAUGUCUUGGUGAUAGUCUUAAAAGUGUUCUGGAUUGAGGUUGCUCUGUUCUGGAGAGAUAUAAUGACACCUUACAAAACCCAGAAUGAUGGAAAGCUCUAUGAUGCUUACAUCAUUUACCCUCGGGUCUUCCGGGGCAGCGCAGCAGGGACCGGCUCUGUGGAGUACUUUGUUCACUACACUCUGCCCGAUGUUCUCGAAAAUAAAUGUGGCUACAAGUUGUGCAUUUACGGGAGAGACCUGCUGCCUGGGCAAGAUGCGGCCACUGUGGUGGAAAGCAGUAUCCAGAAUAGUAGACGGCAAGUGUUUGUCCUGGCCCCUCACAUGAUGCACAGCAAAGAGUUUGCCUAUGAGCAGGAGAUCGCCCUGCACAGCGCCCUCAUCCAGAACAACUCCAAGGUGAUUCUGAUUGAAAUGGAGCCUAUGGGUGAGGCAAGCCGACUGCAGCUUGGGGACCUGCAAGAUUCUCUCCAGCAUCUUGUGAAAAUGCAGGGGACCAUCAAGUGGAGGGAAGACCACGUGGCCGACAAACAGUCUCUAAGCUCCAAAUUCUGGAAGCAUGUGAGAUACCAAAUGCCAGUCCCGAAAGACCCCCCAAGAUGGCAUCUGUUGCCGCUCCGUUGAGUGGCAAGGUGUGCUUGGAUCUGAAACACUUUUGAGUCGUGGACUUGCCUACUCAGAGCUGGGGAGUCCCAGCAGUAGGUGUGAAGACUUGAAAUGCCAAGGGUGGGGCC
Rattus rattus (black rat) is the source of this 2049-nucleotide messenger RNA. It is a transcript of the gene Il33r, whose product is annotated as interleukin 1 receptor like 1. The transcript has 11 exons. The coding region runs from base 275 to 1939 and encodes 554 amino acids. Gene Ontology annotation, molecular function: interleukin-1 receptor activity; interleukin-33 binding; interleukin-33 receptor activity. NCBI's taxonomy places the organism in Eukaryota, Metazoa, Chordata, Mammalia, Rodentia, Muridae. The record is from RefSeq and is a predicted model, not a curated record. Gene Ontology annotation, biological process: signal transduction.